AUGACCGAAGAAGGAUUGGCUCAAGUUACACUCAGUUUGUGCGUAGCAAAUAAUUCGGACAAUCUGAAAGUAGCCAAAAGUGAAAGAAUAUGCGAUUAUUUAGAAACUGAUUAUUGGGCUUCCAUUUUACUGGCUUCCACAGAAUCCCAUGAUGCUGAACUUUUGGGAUACAUGGGACCUGAAUACACCUCAAGAAGACCAAAUCGCUCCAACUUUGAACGCUCUGAAAGUAGACGACGUAAACGAGAGAUUGUACUCGUUCAGGAAGAAAUCGAUGAAAAUGAUAAAGAGGAGAGUAAAAAUUUUCCAGGUAUCAAUAUUUUGCCUGAAAGUGUUAAAGUUUAUGAAGAACUAGACAUUAGAGACAGUGGUGAACAUAUUUCUGACACGAAACCAUUAUCUCCACACCCUCCUCCACCAACACCACCACCUAAAUCACCAUCAUCCUCAUCUCCGAGAACUUCCAACUUACCGGAGAAACGUUCUUCCCCUAAACCGCAGAGAAUUCCCAGUAAAAUUUCAAGUCAAUCUAGAGAACAAGCACCUAUAAUCGGACGAGCUGAACCACCUGGAAAGAAUAAAGCCAUAAUAAGUAACCCACAGUCUAAAGAAAACUUUGAAGAACUUAAACGUCAGUGGAACAGUAGGAUUGCUCAAAUGCAGAAACGUUUAGAUGAUCAGUACCGUGAUUCCCCAGCAGCACCUUCACAGACUUAUACUGAAGGACAUCGUGGUUCCGUGAUCACGUCUAUUUUGCCUACAAUUGAUAAGAGAUCUGAUUCUAUGACGAAAACUUUGAUUACGUCCUCUGAUCAAAGAACACCAAGUGAACACUCCUAUGAACAACAAUCUCUACCAGAUAAAACCUCAGCCUAUUACAGAGCAAAUAAGGAAAAUCUAAUAUCCAACAGUUUUGAUCCAGUAUCACCAACUUCAGGAUUGACUGGUCCUGUCACUGAACGUUGUGAAAAAGAGGCCCAAUUCGCUUACAGUCAGGCAAGACUGUGUGUUAAUCAACAGAAUAUAGGAAGGUUAAGUCCAAGACUAUCAUCAGAUCUAUUUGACCGUUGCACUCUGUGGCUAAAUACAACAAUUAACAAUGAUCCUAAACAUUAUCGAAGGUCAAGAUAUCCAAACUUAAAUUAUAAAGAAGAUCCAUCAAUUGAUAGAAAAGAGAAAUUCUUGAAAAACCAUGCGAAAUCAAAAGCGUUAUCUGAUAUUAACAAUACCAUGAAUAGCAUCCUAUUGGAUAUUAGUCAGAGUUUAUCGAAUCCUACUUCAGAAGGAUAUCAAUUUUAUCAGUCAUCAACUGAUAUAAGCUCUAUGCUCAGUCCUGAAGUUGAUAUUAGUGGUAGCGGUGGAGUUAAGAAUUUCAAAUUCUAUCUGAAUAAAUAUGUUGAACGAUCAGAAAAGUAUUGGAGUCUACCUAGAAGUCAUAUUCCAUUUGAUGAACUAACUGGUAAGGAUAAAUUAAGUGAAAACCAGGAACCAAUCGAUAUGUUAUUAAGAGAUUCACCACAGAAUAAUUUAAAAUCAUCUACUCCAACUACUGGAAUAAAAUUAGACAAAAGUUCAACGGUAAAACAUACAACAAUACCUGUGAAAUCACCUUCAGACAAUUUAGAACCAUAUAAACGCCAAAUAGUCAACAUUAAGGAUAAUCAUGAUCCUCAAAAGGAUAAGGAUACAUCUCCAGAGGAGAAGACGAAUAUUGACGACAUUUUAAAUCGAGCUUAUCAAGAUGAAAUGAAUUGGAUUCGAAAAAGACAUCAGCCAGGAUCAUUGAAAAUUGACAAGUAUAAUAGUAGUACAUCAAGUUUAGGCAUAUUGGUAAAACAAUAUGAAGAACAAGCAAGGAACACUUCAAAAGAUGAACAAAAAAAAUCAAGUUCUAUGAAGACAAAAAAGGGUAAUACAGAUGAACAGCUGAACGGUAGCAAACCUCUUAAGCCACUGAAUGAUACACAUCAGAAUAAGCAAAAGGAUUCACCUUCAGAACGUCAUCUUCAUGAUAUAGCUUCUGGAAGGAAUAUACAAAAACCUGAGAUUCAAAAAUCUGCUACAGAUACACCUAAAAGACACAUAAAAAGUAUAGAUAACAAAAGUAAGCAUGAACAACCAUCCGGUUUUCUAGAACCCAUCGACAACCGAAUACCAGUACCUGAUGCUUCAAAGCAUUCAGAACCACCCAAUCGAGUGAGUAGACAUAGUGAUACAAAAACUAAAUCUAUAGACAGAACCAGUAUCAGAGAAAAUAAAACACUCAGUAAGUUUGAUAAGGAUCAUUUCAAUGAUCCAAAGUCAAAACAGGAAAAUGAACAGGAAGAGAAACAUCAUCGACAUCUACCACCACCAUCUCCAUCACCUAUUCAUCAUCUUACUUCAAAGAAAGAUGAUGACUUAAAAAAUUCAGAAAAACAUGUUUAUGAUGUUCCUACAUCAUUUUCUAAAUUCAAAAAAGAUAUGAAUUUAUCUGACAAACAGAAAGGUGAACUUAGCCACCAAAAUCAUGAUCCAUCUCAUGAAAUGUCGACAACAUUCUCAAGAGAUUCAAAAUUUCGAAAACCAAUACAUAACAUAGAAGGUCCAAAUGAAAACUUACCUUCAGAUAAACAUCAAUCUCUACUCGGGGGCAAAGACGUAGAUGAGCCUAGAGACAAUGAACAAUCUAAACUUUCAAAGCAUAAAAUACAACCCAAUGAUACAACUGGUUUACAUGCUUUAGGAAACCAUGAACAAACUUCAAAGGAAAGAAGAAGUAGUGAAAAACAUCGUGUUUCAGAAUCAUCUAGACCAAGUAAAACUCAUUAUCACUCUUUGAGAAUUAAACAGAAGAAACCAUAUGUAGGCGGUUUAUCUACAAAAGAUGAACGUAUUUCCUCUUGGAUUGAAAAUAGUAAACAACAAACAAGACAACUAUUGGAAGAUGGCGAAAUUGACAAAACGCCUGAACUUGAACCUCAUAAACCAAAUAUAACAAGACACCGAUCUCUGAGUGAAAAACACUACCCAGGCGAUAGAAAAAUGACUGACAGUGGAACAGUAGAAAAAGAUAAGGGCAAGAGUAAACCUAUCCGUAUAGAUGAUCAUUCAGGUAAGCGAAAAAAGAAAGAUAGCAAGAUUUCCGACAAUACUACGACCAAAACACCAAAAUCCGAUCAAAAGAUUGAUGACCAGAAAAAUUCUACUCAUCAUCAAGCUGACAGUGACUAUAAAAUACAAGACAGUCAUAAAAGAUCUACUGGUAAACAAACUCAAGAUAUAAACACUAAAGAUAAGACAGAAAAAACAAAUGAACAACAGUCAUCUGGCAUAUUACAUAAACAACAUCCCUCACAAAAAGACAAAUUAGGUAUCGGAAAAAUAAUUUCUGAAAUUCCACACAAUUUGAAAAGUUCAACUUCAGGUAAAAAGAGACAACGUUCAACAGAGGGUUACAAGCAACUUGAAUCAUCAGGAAAAGAUCAGUUAGAUCCUAAAGCUAAUGAACAAUCACAUCAACAUAAAGAUCCAAAGAGUGAAGAAAAACUGCCACGUAAGUCAAAGGAAUUCAGUAGAGGAGGUCACGUCAAGAGAAGAACAGAUAGUUUACACUCCCCAUCAGCUGAUCGUGAAGAACAUCAUCUAACUCCACCGGAAAGAGAGAGCAAAGUGAGUGAUGACCGACCAGGUCACAGACGCCAUCCUCCACCUCCUCUUUCUCCAACAUAUAAAAAUGAUAUACACUACCUCGUGAUGCAACCUACGGUAAGCCUCGAACUCCAGAUUCUCAAACCGUUCCAGCAGUUCCUGAAAGACAACCAUUAA
Molecule: messenger RNA, 3807 nt
Organism: Heterobilharzia americana
Lineage: Eukaryota; Metazoa; Platyhelminthes; Trematoda; Strigeidida; Schistosomatidae
Source: the annotation of a GenBank genome assembly